Molecule: messenger RNA, 2004 nt
Organism: Pelecanus crispus (Dalmatian pelican)
Lineage: Eukaryota; Metazoa; Chordata; Aves; Pelecaniformes; Pelecanidae
Source: RefSeq, a predicted model, not a curated record
UCUGUUUAACAGCGGUCAUUAACUAAAAUCAUGGCAACUGCCAGUAAUGAGGUGCACCAUCCUGUAGAUCCUGGAAUCUCAAAGCUGCAGUUUGCUCCCUUCAGUAGUGCCUUGGAUGCAGGAUUCUGGCAUGAACUAACCCAGAAGAAACUCAAUGAGUACCGAUUAGAUGAGACCCCAAAAGUUAUCAAAGGAUACUACUACAAUGGUGAUCCUUUGGGUUUGCCAGCUCGCUUGACAUUGGAGUUUAGUGCCUUUGAUAUGAAUGCUUCAAUACCAGCACGUUGCUGUCCUGCUUUCGGAACAUUGUAUAAUACCAACACUUUUGAGACUUUCAAGUCCUGUGAUAAGAAAUCACUUCUGGAAAAAGAAGCAAAUGAGAUAUGGGAAUCAAUAAAAUCUGGAGCUGCUCUUGAAAACCCUAUGCUCUUGAACAGGUUCCUGCUGCUGACAUUCGCAGAUUUAAAAAAGUAUCAUUUCUAUUACUGGUUUUGCUACCCUGCUCUCUGCUUCCCCGAUGGAAUACAUAUAAUUCAGAAACCAGUGUGUCUUGGUGACAGAUUCCCAUUAAAUCAGAUUCAAGCACUUCAGAAAGCAUAUGAUGAACUUUGCCAGAAAGAGGGGGUUACAGCCUUGCCUUAUUUUUUAAUCAAGUAUCAUGACAACUCUGUUGUGAUAUCUCUACUGAAAAAGUGGGAUGGUUUCUUCCAAGACCAAGGGGGAAAGGUGACGGUUGGAGUUUAUGAUCCAUGUAAUUUAUCCCACUAUCCAGGAUGGCCACUCAGAAAUUUCCUGAUCCUGGCAGCCCACAAAUGGGGCAGCAUUCUCCAGUCAGUUGAAGUGAUCUGCUUCAGAGAUAGGACCAUGCAAGGAGUGAGAGACAUAACACACAGCAUUAUCUUUGAAAUAAAACUUCCAGAGAGAGUCCUUGGCCCAGGUUGUCCAAAAGCUGUUGGAUGGGAGAAAAAUCCAAAGGGAGGCAUGGGUCCAAGAAUGGUGAAUCUCAGUGAAUGCAUGGAUCCAAAAAGGUUAGCAGAAUCAUCAGUGGAUCUUAAUUUGAAAUUGAUGUGCUGGCGGUUGGUACCUACUCUUGAUUUGGAAAAGAUUGUGUCUGCCAAGUGUCUGCUGCUAGGAGCUGGUACACUGGGUUGUAGUGUUGCAAGGACCUUGAUGGGUUGGGGAGUCAGGAAGAUUACAUUUGUGGACAAUGCAAAGAUCUCCUACUCCAACCCAGUACGACAGCCACUGUAUGAGUUUGAAGACUGCCUUAGUGGUGGGAAGCCUAAGGCACUUGCAGCGGCAGACAGGCUGCAGAAGAUCUUCCCAGGAGUGAGUUCAGAAGGCUAUAACAUGAGCAUCCCUAUGCCAGGCCACCCAGUGAAUUUUUCUGAAGUAACAAUGGCACAGGCUCGGAAGGAUGUGGCUAAACUUGAAGCGCUUAUUGAUGCUCAUGAUGUUGUUUUCCUGCUAAUGGACACCAGAGAGAGUCGAUGGCUUCCUGCUGUCAUUGCAGCCAGCAAGAGGAAGUUGGUCAUCAAUGCUGCAUUGGGAUUUGACACAUUUGUUGUUAUGAGACAUGGUCUAAAGAAACCAAAACAGCAAGAAUCUGGUGAUUCAUGUUUGAACAAUGCCUCUGGUUCUUCUGAUCUUUUGGGAUCAUCGCUCUUUUCAAAUAUCCCUGGCUAUAAACUGGGUUGCUACUUCUGCAAUGACGUUGUGGCACCAGGGGAUUCUACCAGGGAUCGGACAUUGGAUCAGCAGUGCACAGUCAGUCGACCUGGAUUAGCCAUGAUAGCUGGAGCUCUUGCAGUGGAAUUAAUGGUUUCUGUUUUACAGCAUCCAGAAGGUGGUUAUGCUGUGGCCAGCAGUAGUGAUGAUAGAAUGAAUGAACCACCUACUUCUCUUGGACUUGUUCCUCAUCAGAUCCGUGGAUUUUUAUCAAGAUUUGAUAAUGUUCUUCCAGUCAGCCUGGCAUUUGAUAAGUGCACAGCCUGUUCAAUGAAA